Messenger RNA from Candidula unifasciata, 291 nucleotides. Lineage: Eukaryota; Metazoa; Mollusca; Gastropoda; Stylommatophora; Geomitridae. The record is from the annotation of a GenBank genome assembly.
AUGUUAUUUUAUUCCUUCUUCAAGUCCUUGGUUGGCAAGGAGGUUGUGGUCGAACUGAAGAAUGACCUCUGCAUUUGUGGAACAUUGCAUUCUGUUGAUCAGUUUCUGAAUAUAAAACUAACAGACAUCAGUGUGACCGAUCCAGAGAAGUACCCUCAUAUGUUGUCAGUAAAGACCUGCUUCAUCCGAGGGUCAGUGGUUCGUUAUGUCCAGUUACCAGCUGAUGAAUGUGAUACACAGUUGCUCCAGGAUGCCACACGGAAAGAGGCGGCGCAGAAUAAGCAGAGAUAG